This is a messenger RNA of Nyctereutes procyonoides (raccoon dog), 2496 nucleotides long. Its product is annotated as protein LEG1 homolog. The record is from RefSeq and is a predicted model, not a curated record. The transcript has 6 exons. Bases 55 to 1098 code for a protein of 347 amino acids. NCBI's taxonomy places the organism in Eukaryota, Metazoa, Chordata, Mammalia, Carnivora, Canidae.
CCUCCACUUCCCAAUAGACAUCUUGCCAUAAUCUCAAUCUCCAGGCUAAACACCAUGGCUUUCAAUAUUUUCUGGGCCUGUGUAAUAAUUGGUUGUAUUUUUGCUUCCAUAGCAAAAGCAUCUAAUAUCUCAGAUGUGUAUCCCCCUCUCUGGAAGGAGAGUCCUGGUCAGUUCAGUGACUACAAGAUAGAAAAUGGAAAGUAUAUCAUCAACUUCUGGCAUUACCCUGAGAGACUGGGGACGUAUAAAAUCCUACUGAACAAGACAGCCAAGUAUUUUGCAAAAUUUUCACCAGAAAAUGAACAAAAUAUUUUAUGGGGACUGCCUGUACAUCAUGGAUGGCAAUAUCAUACAGGCAGAUUAGCUGAUCCUACCCAACAUACAGACUGUGGCCAUAAGUCUGGAGAUCGCCUCUGUAUCUCUGUGGACAGUUGGUGGGCUGACCUUAAUUAUUAUCUCUCUGCAUUGCCCUUCCUUGCUGCGGUUGAUUCUGGCAUAAUGGGGAUAUCAUCAGACAAUGUCACCUUUCUGCCACCAUCCAAGGAUCAGAUGAAUUUUUGUUACAAUGUUUCUAGCUGUCAUUCAUCAUUUCCAGAAGCAAUGAAAAAGUGGAAUGAAUUUUACCAGCAUGUAAAGUCACAUUCUAGUAGCUUUGAUGAACUGUUGGAGUACUUAUGGGCUGCACAUGUCUCAUCUUUGAAGGUUGCUCGUAAAAUUUUUCAGAAUAGAUUAAAAUACUAUUCUAAACAAGAAGCUGACUUUGAAAGAAGCUGGGCUUUAUUUGUGGAUUAUUUAGCUCCACCAAACUUUCCUACGACCUUAAUUAGAACAUAUGAAUUCCAGAAGGAGCUGCCAACACGCAUGUUGGUUAGUGGAGAUCGAGCCCCCUUCAUUAGUGAUUUUAGUGGCUUUCAGAACACAGUCCUGUUUGCUUUGAAUCUUCUCCACAAAGUGCAUAAAUAUACAGUAAUCCUUUGUUCAGCAUCUCGAUGUGCCUCCGUUGCUACCUUGAACAUCUGGAAGAGCCUGUUGGGUCCUCAGACUUGUGCAACCAGAAUGGCAGGAGAGUCAUUACCCAUCGCACCACCCCCAUGUUAAAAAGAUCUUAAUGUGAGACAAGAAUCCAUCAAAAUCCUAGAGAACACAGACUACACCCUUUUUAAACUUGGCCGCAACUUCUUACAACAUACAUCUACGAAGGCAAGGGGAAAAUGAACUAUUGGGACUUAAUCAAGAUAAAAAGGAGUGGUACCUGUCAUGCUGGUAGGAGAACCAUGGGGCAGAAGGACAAAGAAAGGAGAAAAGAUACUCAUCUUAACAACAUGUGUAUAGGGUAACAUUCACAUUUGGAGACUUCUGGUUAAUCUCUAUCAUCUUUCCCACUGACAUCAUUUCCUAUAAGUCACAGGGUUAGAAGAUUCAUAACGCUUUGCAUUUGCUGUCUCUUGGAAGACAGCUUUCAGAUCAGACAAUGGAAGAGUUCAUUUUCUUGUCAUGCCUGUGAGCUGCAUUUGGCUUGAAGCCAUUAUAACCGUCUAUAGCGGAGACUCAACUGUUCAUCCUGUUUCUGAUGGCUGUCAAGGAUGGGCGAGAUUAUUAGGCCAAGAAGUUGUCAGCAUCAAGCUCUUGACUGACAGAAAGUCAUGAUGGUUUAUAGAAAAAAAAGGGGGGUAUAAAAUAUUGUCUUCAUUUAUGGCCUUUCUCACCGAUAUGCAAAACCAAAUCUCAAAAUAAAAUAGCUUUGCUAAUAGCAGCUCUCAAAGUCUGGUGAGAUCAGCAUUCAAUUUUUGAAUAAGAAGUCAGUAAUGAAUUCAGCACUUUCUCCAAGAAGGGUAAGUCAUGUCGGUCAGGAAGUCUCUGAGCAUCGUAGGUCUGCUGAUCCUAUAGAAGGUCUUGAAAGGGCAGAGCUAGAAGACUGGUCAAUUUCCACACUAGCAGACUGUCUUCAGAGUUCACCCCACUUUGAAGCAUGUGACAGGAUUUCACUUCUUUUUAAGGCUGAAUCAUACCGCAUGGUAUGUACCAUAUUUGUUGAGUCCACCUCUCCACGGAUGAACAUUUAUCGCUCCUUUCUCCUUUUGGCUACUGUGAAUAAUGCUACUACGAACGUGCAUGUACAAGUCUCUAUUCAAAUUCCUGCUUUCAGUUCUUUUGAGCAUAUCCCCAGAAGCAGAAUUUCUGGAUUCUAUUGUAAUUGUAUAGCUUAUUCAAGUUUAAAUUUUAAGAAUGAUAUUUCUCUGUUAUUGGCACUGUGGUGCAAUGCGGUCCUGGGGACCUAGAGCAGCAGUGACAGCAAAGAGGGCGGCGGGACCACCUAGGGAGGGCAUCACACUCAUUCGCAGUUGGUGUCUGUGUGAUCUAGCCCACAUAUUACUUCUUCCUCUGAUUGGUUUUUGUCUUAGAAAUUAUAUUAUAUAUACUUAUAUUCUAUGCUAUAUAUGAUUCUUAUUCCCUAAAGAAAAAAUCCAAAAUGAAAUCCAAAAUUAAGAGAUACAC